This is a messenger RNA of Saccharomyces eubayanus, 591 nucleotides long. It is a transcript of the gene RPS4A, whose product is annotated as 40S ribosomal protein eS4. The record is from RefSeq and is a predicted model, not a curated record. Lineage: Eukaryota; Fungi; Ascomycota; Saccharomycetes; Saccharomycetales; Saccharomycetaceae. Gene Ontology annotation, cellular component: cytosolic small ribosomal subunit; ribosome. Gene Ontology annotation, molecular function: structural constituent of ribosome; RNA binding. Gene Ontology annotation, biological process: translation. The transcript has a single exon. The coding region runs from base 1 to 591 and encodes 196 amino acids.
AUGCAACGUCACGUCAAAGUCGACGGUAAGGUCAGAACCGACACCACCUACCCAGCUGGUUUCAUGGAUGUCAUCACUCUAGAUGCCACCAACGAAAACUUCAGAUUGGUCUACGACGUCAAGGGUAGAUUUGCCGUUCACCGUAUCACCGAAGAAGAAGCCUCUUACAAAUUGGGUAAGGUCAAGAAGGUCCAAUUAGGUAAGAAGGGUGUUCCAUACGUCGUCACCCACGAUGGUAGAACUCUAAGAUACCCAGACCCAAACAUCAAGGUCAAUGACACUGUCAAGAUCGAUUUGGCCUCUGGUAAGAUCACCGACUUCAUCAAGUUCGACGCUGGUAAGCUAGUUUACGUUACCGGUGGUCGUAACUUGGGUCGUAUCGGUACCAUUGUUCACAAGGAAAGACACGAUGGUGGUUUCGACUUGGUUCACAUCAAGGACUCCUUGGACAACACUUUCGUCACCAGAUUGAACAACGUUUUCGUCAUUGGUGAACAAGGUAAGCCUUACAUUUCUUUGCCAAAGGGUAAGGGUAUCAAGUUGUCUAUUGCUGAAGAACGUGACAGAAGAAGAGCUCAACAAGGUUUAUAA